AUGAAUAAAGAUCAAAUUCAAUUGGUCGACUGGAAUGAACGGGACUAUGAGGAGGAAUUGCUUGAACGUGUGAAAAGCAAAUACAACCCGGAACGUCGUAUUCGUCUGGCCAUUGACUUCCAACCCACACCCAGACGAAUGUUACGUAUUCGGCAAUUAUUGGAACAGGAUGGCACUCUGAUCAUCCCGUAUGAGAAACCCGUUUGGCGCGUGCGGUACGCGCCACUGAUGCGCAGCUUCACCGCGACCGGUGGAAACCUAAUCAAACUGUCUGAGACCGUGCCCACAGCACACAACACACGACAGAGACAGAACGCACUCGGUGAGGGUUACCGAAUGGGACAGAAAUGGACCACCAUCCCGUCCGACACGUGGCGUGAACGAUGA
Molecule: messenger RNA, 387 nt
Organism: Echinostoma caproni
Lineage: Eukaryota; Metazoa; Platyhelminthes; Trematoda; Plagiorchiida; Echinostomatidae
Source: the annotation of a GenBank genome assembly